UCCGUCUUCUCCUUCUUCCCUUCAAACCCGCCUUCUCUCCCCUUUAUUUCUCCCCCACGAUCUCUGUCGUCGUAAAAUCCUGUAUUCUCAGGCCAAAACUCCGUCGUUUUAACCGACCUAAAAGAAGAAAAAAGUGUUGUACUUUGUCCUUUUUAUUAAGGAUGGACGAAAAUUCAGCUAUGAUUGAGCAAAUUCUCAGAGAAGUCGAAAACAAUAACAUCAAAAACGACGAAGUUAACGGCUGGCAAACGGUUUCCUAUUCGAAACGGAAUCGGAAAUCUUCGAAACCUCCGCCGCCGGAGACUUUUUCUGUUGAUCUUCCCAAUGGCGGCGUCUCCUCCGACGUCUUCCACUCGAUCGAGAAACAUUCCGAGGAUCGCCGUCGUCGCGCUGCUGAGGCUGCGGCUGCGGCUGCUGCAGUAGCGGCGGUUUCUACAGCUGUCACCAACGGAUCGAAGUCUGACGAGGAAGAUGAUAGUGAUACCGGUGAUGCAGGCGAGAACGGUGCGGUGGAGAUUAAGAAGGUGAAGCCGAAGAAACCGAAGAAGCCGAAGGUGACUGUAGCGGAAGCUGCUUCGAAGAUCGACGCUGGUGAUCUUAGCGCUUUUCUUAUUGAUAUAACUAGUUCUUAUGAGACGCAGCAAGAAAUACAAUUAAUGAGAUUUGCAGAUUACUUUGGAAGGGCAUUUGCUUCAGUGAGUGCAGCGCAAUUCCCUUGGUUAAAGAUUUUCAAAGAAUCUACCGUUUCGAAAUUGGUUGAUAUUCCGCUUUCGAAUGUUCCGGAAGAUGUUUAUAGGACAUCGGUUGAUUGGUUGAACCGGCGAUCUGUAGAUGCGUUAGUAUCUUUUGCUUUAUGGUCACUGGACAGCAUUCUGGCUGACCUUACAAUUCAUCAAGGAGUUGCAAAGGGAUCAAAGAAAGUAGCUCAGCAAGCACCUUCAAAGUCUCAAGUAAUUGUCGAUCUUAUUUCUUUGUAUAAUCUUGGAAAAUAUUCGUGUUGAAUUAUAAAGAAUGGUAUAAAAUGGAAGGAGAUGCGUUUAGUGGGAACGAAUGGAAGUGAUCAUGUGUAUGAGUAUCAAGCAUAGAAUUUCCAGGCUUGGGUAUCAUUUCUUGCAUGCCAAUAGUUGGUCAUAUGCUACUGAUUGUUCAAAUGUGUGAUAGAGAGGAAUUUAAGAUUGAGAUCCAUUCUCCUGCUAUUCCUUUCAUGCAUUUAAUUUGUUUUAUGGCUGAAACUUUGUACAUGUUAGAGUUAGACUAUCACUGUUGAAGUAGAUGGAAGACUUUGGGUUAUGCGGGGGUUCAUCACAUAGUUAGAUAAUUUUCUUCCUUAAGAUAUGUGUUGUGUACAUUUCUUUUGCUUAUUACAAUAAUUUUUGGUUAAAGAUUAGUGGAUGCCAUUUCUAUUUUGCGACUGACAAUGUUCAUGAAUUUGAUAGGAUGAGAUG
This is a messenger RNA of Theobroma umbraticum, 1445 nucleotides long. RefSeq lists its product as uncharacterized. The record is from RefSeq and is a predicted model, not a curated record. Gene Ontology annotation, cellular component: endoplasmic reticulum; Golgi apparatus. Lineage: Eukaryota; Viridiplantae; Streptophyta; Magnoliopsida; Malvales; Malvaceae.